Molecule: messenger RNA, 769 nt
Organism: Plasmodium gonderi
Lineage: Eukaryota; Apicomplexa; Aconoidasida; Haemosporida; Plasmodiidae
Product: variable surface protein
Exons: 3
Source: RefSeq, a predicted model, not a curated record
AUGGUUUAUUUUAACAAAAGUAAAACACGUAGCAGUGGACAAUUUUAUUUUAUGCCAAAUCAGCAAUAUUAUAAUAUGAAGAAAAAUAUAGAAGGAUUUAAUGAAUCCUUGGGAAAAGGAAAAAAGACGAUACAAAAAUCAGUUUAUUUUAAGAGGGAUAAAUUAUAUAUACAAGCUAGUUCUAAUUGUUUAGAAACCAAGAAAAAAAUAAAUAAACCUAAUAAGUGUUUUCUACACAUAUUUUUAUCUAAUUUGUUUGAUGUACUCAUAAAUUCAUCCUAUAAUGAGGCUUUAAAAAUAUGUGUUAUAUUAAUAGGAAUAUCUCAAACUUUUUUAUUACAAGUCGCUGUUGCAAACGGAACUGAGGCAUCAUCUGACAAUAUAGGGGGAAAUGGUGGAGCAAUUGGUGUAACAUCGGGUAGGGAAGCGAGUGUAGCAGAGAAUGUAACAACUGUUGGUCAAGCGAGAAAUGGCGUUGCAGAAAGUGUUGAAAAUAAAGCAUAUUUUGAUAGGGCAGUCGCGGCAGUAUCUAGUGCUUGGACUAAUGCUAAUCAAAAACUAGGGCCUAUAUGCAAGCUUAUAUUAGGAGAGGAAAAGGGUUGUAAAGACAAAAAUUUAUCCAUUCCAUUAUUGCUUGUUACUAUUAUGAUCGUGUCAGCAUUAAUUCAUUAUGUUUAUACUCAGGUAUGUAACAAUUCAAUUAAAAUAAAUUUAUAUAAAAGUCAAAACUGUUACAAUUCAUGCUGUAAGAAAUCACUAAGUGAAUAUA